AUGGAACCAUCUAAGUCAAAGAGGAAUACUCAUUUCUCAGCAAAUGAAAUUACUGCAAUCGUAGGCGGCGUAAGUAGGAGAAAAAGCAUUAUUAAUGGGAGUCUAUGUGGGUCAACGGUGACCUGCAGCCAAAAAAAGAAGAGAGCAUGGGAAGAGGUUGCCGAUGAGGUUUGGGCUGUUGGAGGUAGCGUUAGAACAGUUGAGGAGAUAAAGAAAAAGUGGUCCAACAUCAAAGUAGAGAGCAAAAAGCAAGGAGCAUUGCAUCGUCAUGAAUCCAAUAAGACAGGGGGUGCACCUGCGGCACUCGAUGACGAGUGCCAGAAAAUACUGGCAACGAUUGGAGAUGCUGCUAUCUAUGGUAUCAAAGGUGGACUAGAAGGUACCAUUAACUGUGAAGGUAAAGUAUAA
This is a messenger RNA of Anneissia japonica, 408 nucleotides long. RefSeq names its product myb-related transcription factor, partner of profilin-like. The transcript has 2 exons. Bases 1 to 408 code for a protein of 135 amino acids. Gene Ontology annotation, cellular component: nucleus. Lineage: Eukaryota; Metazoa; Echinodermata; Crinoidea; Comatulida; Comatulidae. The record is from RefSeq and is a predicted model, not a curated record.